AACAAACGUGAAGUUAGUUUAGGUGUGAAGUGCGUGCGUGUGUUUCUGUGAUGGCUCUAAGAUCUGUGAUUUCUUCUAAAAUUCCUAUGGUGGUAAUCCUAGGAGCCACCGGAACAGGCAAAACUAAGUUAGGUGUGGAGUUGGCUCAGAGAUUUGGAACAGAAAUAAUAAGUGCCGACUCGAUGCAGAUAUACAAAGGACUGGAUAUAGUGACCGCCAAGGCGUCUCCUCAAGAACGGGAGCUGGUCAAACAUCAUCUGCUGGACAUUCUGGAACCGCACCAGAACUUCACGGUGGUGGACUUUAGAAACCGAGCCCUUAGUAUUAUAGGUAAUUUAACCGAACAAGGUAAAAUACCCAUAGUUGUAGGAGGUACGAACUACUAUAUAGAAUCCAUCGUGUAUAAUAUAUUGGUCGAAGACAUGAACGAUCCGGAGGCGUUGCUGUGGGAUAAAAGUAAAAGGAAAAGAAACUUCGCGGAGGACUUUGAUGAAAUGCCAAUAAAAAAAGCUGCGCUUGAUCCGAGCGACGGUGCUGGAGACAGUUUAGUACCAGAAUCUGAUGGGGAAGCCAAUUCGGAUGUGAAGACGAAUAGCAAUAGUAUUGAAGUCAGUAAAUUAAAAGAAGAUGUCGACAAUGAGAGGAAGUUCACUAAUGAAGAGAUUCAUGAAAGAUUAAAAGCCGUCGAUCCGGUGAUGGCUUCCAGGUUGCAUCCGAAUAAUAGACGCAAAGUGUUAAGAUCAAUAGAGGUAUGGUUGAAGACAGGAAGACGUCAUAGCGACAUCCUAGAAGAACAGAAGACGAGUGAAGGAAGACUGAGAAGACCAGGGUCUACUAUUGUACUGUGGCUGAAGUGUGACCAGGAAAUUCACGACGUUCGUUUGAACUCCAGAGUCGACUCCAUGCUAAAGGAUGGCUUGAUAGAUGAACUGCUCGACUUCCACGACAGGCACAACAAACAGAGAAUCAAAGAUGGCAAACCACCAGAUUAUACGAAAGGCGUCUUUCAGACACUAGGCCUUAAAGAGUUUCACGAGUAUCUCAUGUUGCCCCCGGAGAAAAAAGAACAGGAAGAAGGAAAGAAACUUCUAGAAGUUAGCAUAGACAAUAUGAAAAUGGGAACUAGAAGAUACGCGAGGAGACAAAACAAGAUGGUGAAAGGAAGAUUUCUAGAACAUCCUAAUAGAGAGGUUCCACCAAUUUUCACACUAGACACAACAGACCUUAGUAAAUGGGAUGAUGAAGUUAAAAACAAGGCAAUAGUCAUAAUAGAAAGCUUCAUCAAUGGUUCUCCGUGUGAGUAUAAAUCAUUGACAUCAAGUACUCCUGAAGAUAUAAAAAAAUUAAAUCGACAUUCAUCCAACUAUUGCGAAAUUUGUGAAAGACUUAUUAUAGGAGACAAGGAAUUCGCAAUACACUUAAAUUCGAACAGACACAAAAAAGUAUUGAAAAUCAAGAAUAGCUUAAUGGUGAAUACUCAAAAGGCGAAAACUGUGAGUGAAUAACGUUUGAUAGAAGUGACAGUAAAGAGUAAGGAAAGUCAUAUGCAAAAUAAUAAAACAUAAUAAACUAAACAAA
This is a messenger RNA of Danaus plexippus (monarch butterfly), 1578 nucleotides long. Its product is annotated as tRNA dimethylallyltransferase. Lineage: Eukaryota; Metazoa; Arthropoda; Insecta; Lepidoptera; Nymphalidae. Gene Ontology annotation, molecular function: tRNA dimethylallyltransferase activity. Gene Ontology annotation, biological process: tRNA modification. Bases 51 to 1505 code for a protein of 484 amino acids. Gene Ontology annotation, cellular component: mitochondrion. The transcript is spliced from 7 exons. The record is from RefSeq and is a predicted model, not a curated record.